This is a messenger RNA of Talaromyces proteolyticus, 723 nucleotides long. RefSeq lists its product as uncharacterized. The transcript has 2 exons. NCBI's taxonomy places the organism in Eukaryota, Fungi, Ascomycota, Eurotiomycetes, Eurotiales, Trichocomaceae. The record is from RefSeq and is a predicted model, not a curated record. Bases 84 to 617 code for a protein of 177 amino acids.
CAUCCUCAUCCUCAUCCUCAUCCUCAUCCUCAUUCUACCCAGGUCACAACACUCGAUACGCAGCCAUCGUGACUGGUAACAUCAUGAGCAAAGGCAACGCCAAGUACGACCACCCUCCAUACACCCCGAUGCCCUCGCUAGGCCAUGAACUAGGCAUCAUGUUUGGCUUUCUGGCCGCAUGCGUGCUGACUGUCGGCGUAUACUACAUUUUCUGGCAAGCCUCGCAACAACGCGCCGCUGCUCGCGACGAUGCCCGGCGUAAAGACCUGCGUGCCCGCGGCUUCCAUCACGAACGAGGCGGAUACCACGACAAAGCGCUGGGGCGAUAUGCGAGCCGGGACCCGGUUGCGCAGACCCAGGGACAAACGCUGCAGUUCUUGACUGAGCCGGGUCAACUGGAUGGUAAUCAUAAACUCGCAGGCCCUGGCGUGGAUUCUGUCGCCCACGAAGCGAUUAUAUUGCGUGCCGAGACGUGCAGUUCAAGAGGGGGGAGGGUGGAUGCUUCCUCAUCGCCGUCUUUUGAGGGUCAGGAAAUGCAGACAUUUUCGACGGAUGGCGAGGCAAGCUCGAGGAGUUUGUCGGCUGUGCAUAUGCACAGGGCGAGGGAUUUGUUUUGACUGUGUUCACUCCAAUUGCUCUCUUUACGAUGACAUGAAGAUACCACCCCUGCGCUCAUGAUUUACGCAUAACUAUCAUAUCAAUCAACAAAUCAUCAAAUGUUCA